Daphnia carinata is the source of this 1061-nucleotide messenger RNA. Its product is annotated as heme-binding protein 2-like. The transcript is spliced from 3 exons. Lineage: Eukaryota; Metazoa; Arthropoda; Branchiopoda; Diplostraca; Daphniidae. The coding region runs from base 277 to 930 and encodes 217 amino acids. The record is from RefSeq and is a predicted model, not a curated record.
CAUUAUGAAGUUGACGAACGUGAGACGAGACGGCGCAUGCCCCGCUCGACCAAAAUAGGUUUUAGAGGAUGGCAUCAAUCUGUUGACACAGCGAACUGGAUUGCCGUUGCCACGGUAGCCGGCCCGAAAAGGACACGGGACAGACGGCCGUGCAUCAAUUACCCAUUGCCCGCGUGUCUCUCGCUCUGCGUUAUGCCGCAAAAACAGAGCUUUUCAUUGUAAGAGACGGUAGCAGUUUUGCAUUGUCCCGAUUUCGUGUCGUGUCCGCACUUCAUCAUGUCCAGCCUCUUUGAGCGAAUUAAAAGCGCCAUUCCGAAAGACGGGCUGCAAAUCGCAUCCUACAAAGUCAUCCGCCAGAUCCAGGAUUAUGAGGAAAGAAUUUAUCCGCCCCAAAUAUGGGUCAGGACUCAGAUGAAAAGCACUUCGAGAGAGGAUUGCACUUAUCCGAUGUUUUGGAAACUGUUCAAUUACAUUUCGGGGCAAAACGAACGGCAAGAAAAAAUCCCAAUGACUGCGCCCGUCUCCGUGCUGAUUGAGCCGGACGAUCCGUCUGAAGUGGCUGAUCAUCCGCAAAGCACGUUCACGAUGGCCUUUUACAUUCCUGCACCGUUCGACGAGGAUCCUCCGCAACCCGUCGACCCUAGCGUGUCGAUUGAACAUCGACCCGAAAUCAGAGUUCUCGUCAGAACUUAUGGGGGUUUCAGUAACGACCGCAUAGACCAAGAAGAGCGUUGCCACCUGCUCGCCUCGCUAACUGCCGAGGACAAAGAAAUGGUGCAAGACCAACUGAAUCAACCGGGCGGAGGCGUUUAUUAUUGCGCUGGUUACGAUCCGCCUCUGAAACUCUUUUUCCGACGCAACGAAAUUUGGCUACCUAUCCAAGGGCAAUGCGAUAGCUCCGACGGAUCGACUCUUUCCCCCCUUAAUUAAGCAAUAGAUUAAUAAGUCUACGUCGACGAUGGUCGUGACAUUGAGCGAAAGCUGCAAAAAAAUUAAACAAUUUAUUUAAAUUUCCCUCCUCCGCUAACAUGCCGUGUGUCCGUAACAUUCUCUACGUGUUU